AUAUCGCAAGAAGUUUACCGUUUAAUAGUAAAUAAUUUGCUUGUUUCUCUAGUAUUAACAAUGUCCGAAGCAGAUGAUAUUUUUGCGGAAAAUUCUUCAGGCGAUGUAUACCUUUCGAGUGAAAGUUUAGAUGCGCCUCAGGAGUCUAUUGUAAUUGAAGAAACGGAAACUGAGGAAGAAUGGGAGGAAGAGGAUAGCGAAACCAGGCAAGCUCGGGAACGGAUUAAAAAACGUCAGAGUCGUCGAAUGUCUUUCCAUCCGAAGCAUAGUAGCUCUUCGAGUGACAGUGACGACGACGAAGAUGAGGAAAUCAAGCGUUAUCGCAAACUGGGACAGGUAUCGAUUGCCAGUGAUGACUCUACUAGCGGGGAAGAGUUAGCUGUGGAAAGUAGAGCAUUGUCGCCGGCGACACGGUUAAGUAUUAGCGGGAUUCGACCGGAUGAUUUGAGCUCCGAUGAAGACGAAAUAAUAGUGGCGAAGAAACCAGCUCGUCGUAAUGUAUUGAUGUCGGACGAUGAGGAUGAGCCUGAAUCUGCUGAAUCCGAGGACGAACUGGUGGCGAAAGAUAAUGAGCAUGACUCUUUUGACGAUAGUCUUCCUAUGCAUAGCUACAAUGCCGAAUCCAACAAGCGUGAUUCUAUAAGCACAAAACUGUCGUCGACUGCAGUUUCAGAAGAUACCGAUGAAAUCCAUGAAAGGUCCGUUGGUAAGCGUUUGUCUAGUAGUAUACGGCAGUCAAUCGGUACUAAAUUAUCAUCAACAGUAGCUGAAGAAAAGGAAGAGGUUUCUGAAUAUCAAGAUCGAAGCAAUUCACCCAGCAACUCACCUAGUUUAGUUGAAAUUCAGAAAUCAAAUGAGGUCUUACUGGUUUCCAGCGAUGAUGAAGAUAACGCUAAAGUAGACAAGCCUGCGCUGUUACAGCCGACAAUCAAAUCUAUUUUUACAACAAAACAAGUUUCUCAAAGUUUCUACGAUAGCAAGAUGCGUAAACUAGCCGACAUGAAAGCCACUCUGGUAUCGAUGGAAAAGUUAACCAGAGUCAGCAAUGAUCUACCCGAUAAAGGGGUUGCUCUCUUUAAAAGAAUGAACGCUCUAAAGCAGGAGAUAAACACAUUGAAAAAAGAAAUUGAUCGAAUGAAGGUAAACGAGUCGACUAGCAUUCGGAGUGAAAUUCAAAAAAGUUUUGAAAGUUCAAUCGAUACGAGCCGAAAUAAUUCCUUAGCUAGCAGCGAUGCCUCCGUUCAGCCAAUAAGCGAUCAUUCAAAAACGAGUAACAUUUCUUGGCAAGAUAUUGCAAAGGCCGCGGAUCAAAUCCAACCGAAGUAUACUGGCAAGCAGGGGAUGGCCACUUUUGAAACGCAAAAAACUUUGACUAUGGACCGGUUAGCUACGCUGCAUAAAUCGAUUGAGACUUGCCCUAGUGAGGACACUCUGGCAGAACCACCGAAAUUAUUGCGGAUUGAUCUAAUGAACCAUCAGCUGCAUGCACUGGCUUGGAUGCUCUGGAGAGAAAGCCAAAAGCCACGUGGUGGCAUACUGGCUGAUGAUAUGGGCUUGGGAAAAACGUUGAGUAUGAUUUCGUUGAUUUUAAGGACGGUAGAGCUCGAUGAUCAGAACCAAGAGACACAAGAUGAUAGCGAUUCUUCGGCAGAAGACGGUGACGGUGCUGGCUGGAAGGCAAAAGGCCGGCAAGAUUAUUAUGCCGGGGGAACUUUAAUCGUGUGUCCAGCUUCGCUUAUCAGACAGUGGGAAGGCGAAAUAACUAAUCGAGUGGCAAGAAACAGUUUAGCCGUGUGCGUUUAUCAUGGCACGAACCGAGAUGUGAAACCAAGACAUCUUGCCAAGUACGACGUUGUAAUCACAACGUACAAUAUAGUUUCGCGGGAAUUGAAACUAAGCCGAAGUGGAAUUUUCGGAGUAAAAUGGGAUCGACUUAUUUUGGACGAAGCACAUGUAAUUCGAAACCACAAAAGUGCAAUGUCUAUUGCAUGCUGUCAGCUAAAAGGUCGCUUCCGAUGGGCUCUUACAGGGACUCCUAUUCAGAACAAAGAAAUGGACAUGUACGCUUUGAUGAAGUUUCUGCGUUGUACUCCGUUUGAUGAUUUGAAUCACUGGAAGAAGUGGAUAGACAACAAGAGCGCCGGAGGAAUGGUUCGGCUCAAUACGAUAAUGAAAUCUAUAAUGCUCCGCAGAACCAAGCAGCAGUUAAACGAAAAAGGUGCUUUGCAGGGUCUUCCGGAUAAAAACAUUGAACUGAUAGAAGUGAGACUUGAUACGGACGAAAUGAAUGUAUAUCAGAAAGUUUUACUCUACUCGCGAACACUUUUCGCCCAAUUUCUGCACCAGCGUGCUGAGAAAAUACACGAUGACUAUUAUGACCAUUCAAGCCGACCGACGUUCGCACAAACUCGUCAGCCAAACGCCGCUUUUGACCGUGUGCAUCAGAAACUGCGACAGUUGCAUACCAAAGAUGAGGUUAAGCAACAUCAAAUUCUGGUUCUAUUACUUCGGUUGCGACAGAUCUGCUGUCAUCCAGGUUUAAUACAGCAGAUGUUGGAGGACGAUGAAGGAAAUUUUGACAUCAGUGCAGAGGAAGAUGAGUCGCCAGAACUUGAUUUGCUCGCACAGCUGAACAAGCUUAAAUUAACGGAUACAUCGGCUAGUGCUACGGUAAACAGCAGUACUGAGGAAGGACAAAAGGAGCUCAACAUUAGCGAUCAGCUGCCUGGAGAUACGGAUGCAAUCACGAAGGCAUCGUCCAAGGUAAUGCUCCGUUCGAAUCCGGUUUUCGAUUUGGCCCGGCUUAGUUCGAAGAUCGCUAAAGUGCUCGAUCUGUUGGAGGAGAAAAUUCUAUCCGGCAACGAUAAGGCGGUUGUUGUGUCACAGUGGAGUAGCGUGCUGGACAUUGUCGCUCAGCAUCUGAGUACCAAAGGUGUUCGCUUUGUGUCUCUGACCGGUAAGGUGCCGGUAAAGUUUCGGAACGACAUUGUGGUAGAAUUCAACAAGCAGGACUCGGGUCCAAAGAUUAUGCUGCUAUCACUAACCGCCGGUGGCGUCGGUUUGAACCUCGUAGGAGCCAAUCAUUUAUUUUUACUGGAUCUACAUUGGAAUCCUCAGCUGGAAUCGCAGGCACAGGAUCGUGUCUACCGAGUAGGCCAGAAAAAGCCGGUUUAUAUCUGGAAAUUUAUGUGUAUGGACACCGUGGAGCAAGCAAUUCGAGUACUGCAGGAAAAGAAACUGGGUAUUGCCAACGAGGUGCUCACUGGAACAAAGCAGACCAGCAGCAAGCUGACUAUCGACGAUCUGAAGACUCUGUUUGGUUUGUAAGCUAUCAACAAGAAGCGAAGGAGUCCAUUUCGGUUGGAUGCACUGUGAUAUC
Messenger RNA from Sabethes cyaneus, 3379 nucleotides. RefSeq names its product transcription termination factor 2 (gene lds). Gene Ontology annotation, molecular function: ATP binding; ATP-dependent chromatin remodeler activity. The transcript has 7 exons. The coding region runs from base 61 to 3327 and encodes 1088 amino acids. The record is from RefSeq and is a predicted model, not a curated record. NCBI's taxonomy places the organism in Eukaryota, Metazoa, Arthropoda, Insecta, Diptera, Culicidae.